Molecule: messenger RNA, 2506 nt
Organism: Pleuronectes platessa (European plaice)
Lineage: Eukaryota; Metazoa; Chordata; Actinopteri; Pleuronectiformes; Pleuronectidae
Gene: khdc4
Product: KH domain containing 4, pre-mRNA splicing factor
Exons: 14
Coding region: 132-1961 (609 amino acids)
Cellular component (GO): nucleus
Molecular function (GO): RNA binding
Source: RefSeq, a predicted model, not a curated record
CAGCGAGACACGAAGCUCGCACCCACAACAACACAACCUGCAGAGUCUGGCUAACGUGUCCGGAGGCUGCUGGACGGGUUUCGCCUUUUAUUUUCACACUGAGAGGAAAAUCCCCGUUGGACAAGACCUUGAUGUCAUUUUGUGGAACUCAUAACGGCGGGCGCCGCAGCAAAUGGGACCAGCCCGGUCCCGGUCCGGGCCCCGGUGGGAUGGGGGAGGCUGAGGCGGCACCCACCGGGGCUCUGGAUGCUGCCGCCGCCGUGGCUGCCAAGAUCAAUGCCAUGUUGGUGGCCAAGGGCAAACUCAAGCCCUCGCAGAUUGGACCCCCAGGACCACCGGAGAAGAUGAUGGGUGUUGGGAAGCCUCAAAUGCCAUCGAAAGCCAAAGAUGACCUGGUAGUAGCCGAGGUUGAGAUCAACGACGUCCCGAUCACCUGUCGGAAUCUCCUGACGCGUGGACAAACCCAGGAUGAGAUCAGUAAAGUAAGCGGCGCUGCGGUUUCAACCAGAGGGCGUUUCAUGACGUCGGAGGAGAAAGGCAAAGCUCUACCAGGAGAUCGACCUCUGUAUCUCCAUGUUCAAGGACAGACGAGAGAACUUGUGGACAGGGCAGUUAAUAGAAUCAAGGAAAUAAUCACCAAUGGUGUGGUCAAGGCUGCAACUGCCUCCUCAUCAUCUUCUUCAUCCUUCACCCCAAGUUCGGUCACAAUUUACCACCAGCAUAACCCGCCUCCACCCUCGCUGCCCCCCAUUCACCACCACCACAAACCACACUUUCAGUCGGGGAUGCAUUAUGUUCAAGAUAAAAUCUUUGUGGGACUGGAGCACGCUAUCCACGGGUUUGUGGUCAAAGAGCGGGUCGAGGGCCCCGGUUGUUCUUACCUGCAGCACAUUCAGGCCGAGACUGGGGCCAAAGUCUUCCUCAGAGGAAAGGGGUCAGGUUGUUUGGAGCCUGCCUCUGGACGAGAGGCCUUCGAACCCAUGUACAUCUACAUCAGGUCAGGUCAUCCUAAACCAGAAGGACUCGCCGCAGCAAAAACCUUGUGUGAGAACCUUCUUCAGACUGUCCAUGCAGAAUAUUCUCGCUUCCUCAAUCAAAUGAGUACAAUGAUGCCAACACAACAAGGCUUUGCUCAGCCUCCAGUGGUGAAUGGGAUGCCUCCUCAGCCACCUUACUACCCCCCUGCUGGAUUCCAACCGGUCUACGCCAUGCCUGUACCCCCACCUCAGCCCCAACCUGUCCCUCCACCUUACACUGUCCCCCUUCCCAUACCUCCUGCAGCACCCACAGGCGUGCCUCCCCAAUAUGCACUCCCACCCGGCCCUGUUCCAGCCCCCUGCCCUGUUCCAGCUCCUGCCCCUGCUUCCAUUCAAGGCAUGAUGCCACAGAUUCUUCCUCCUGCACCAUUUCCUCAAUCUGCUGCAGCGCCACCCAAAGCUCCACCUUCUGCUGCCCCCACCAACCCACCACAGAGAAGACGCUUCACAGAGGAGGUGCCUGACGAGAGCGACAGCGGCCUGCUGGGAUACCAGCAUGGACCCAUUCAUAUGACUAAUUUAGGUGCAGGCUUCCUAGUGGGCAGCCCUGAGACUGCAGGACCCCCACCACCGAGUUCCUCUGGCCCGCCGAUUGAGAGGGACAGUCGGCAACUAAUGCCUCCACCACUUUUGCCUGUGAAUGGAGUGAGACCCAAGAUGGAGGAGAGAAGGCUGCCCCAAGGCCCCAUGGAGCCCGCAGUGAAAAGAUUAAAAACUGGUUUGGUAGCAUACACUGGGGACUCAUCUGAUGAAGAGGAAGACCACGGCACCUCUAAAGCCUCAGGGCCAGGUAACCCUGGGGCUGUCCCCCCGACCUCCAUCUCCUCAGGCUGGACACAGGGCUAUCGCUGCCCUCCCCCACCACCCCCUCGUGCUAAAACACAGCCACAGCAGCAGUCGAUGCCUUUCUGGAUGGCCCCGUAAAGCAGGAAAAAUCUAACCUCCCUCAGUGCUUUCUACAGAGUCUUAUAGGACGGUCAACCGAAAUGAGCCCAUCAUUUUCCAGCACUCAUCACAUGGAUGACAGUUCAAAGCUUCUGUGGUCUCAGCAUUAUUUGAGUGCUAAGGGUCCUAAUGGACAUUCUAUUCAGUUUUUUUUUCACUGCACACAGGAUAGUUUGAAGAUGAUUAUUUGCCGGACUGAUACUGCAAACUAUUCUGUGGCUGUAUAGAUGAUAAGAUGAGACAUUCUGCUUCGGGUUUUUAAAAAUGGAAUGAUAUCCCCAUGCUGAGUGUCUUUUGUAAAAUCAGUUUCACCUCCCGAUCAUGUCGAACAUCACUGACCACUUUUCAUUUCAUCCCAUAUUUCCUACUUUUCUGCCCCUUUUACUUUUUUCGGUCCAAGUCAGUGACACCAUCCUUUCGUAUUCUGUUGUUUUGUACAGAUCAUAUCGGACUAAAUGUAGGGAAACCUGAUUAAUUUGUUUCAUGCUUUUAUGAAAUAAACUUAAUUUAUUGCCAUGUUUAAA